CCCCACCUGACCCAGCUGUCCCUUCUCCUUCCCCCAGAGAUGGAAGGAGAGGCUGUGCUGAAGGCUGAGUUUCCCAGAGCAAGCAGUGGCCCAUUGGCAGCCUCUGCUGCAGGAAGGGAGGCGAUGCCAGGCACAGUCACAGGAGACUGGGACCGUGACUUGCAUCAUUUGGAAAGACUGAUAAAACACGGUUUAAGGGUCUUGGAGCUUGGUGAAGGUCCUUCUCCAUGGAAGAACUCAGACACUGGAGAAAAGAAAUCCCUGGAGGCAGCCAGACAUCUGGACCAGAUGCUGAGCGAUCUGGAGAGACGCCGUGAGAUGAAGCGAAAGGCUGUGCUGAAGGCAGCAUUUCCUGGAGGAAGCAGUGGCCCAUUGGCAGCCCCUGCUGCAGGAAGUGAGGCGAUGCCAGGCACAGUCACAGGAGAUGAGCAUGCUAGCAAGGCUUCUCCAGCAGCUGGGAUGGAAGAUGGUUUGGAACCCUUGGGAGAUUCUGCAGGUGUGUCUGCAGGGAGGACUUUUCAGGCUCCUUUCCUGGUUGCUGCGCACAAGCCCGGCUCCCAUCGCAGGGGUCCGCCGAGAGGGAGGAACAGAUCUACUAAACACAUGAAGUCCCUGGAGGCAGCCAGACACCUGGACCAGAUGCUGAGUGAUGUGGAGAGACGCCGUGAGAUGGACCAAAGGGCUUUGCUGAAGGCAGCACUUCCUGAAGGAAGCCGUGGCUCCGUGCCAGCCCCGGAUACACGAAGGGAGGAGAUGCCAGACAGUGCCACAGAAGACGUUAUCACUGAAACAGGAAUAUUUGCCCCGGAUCCAGUGCGCCUCCCAAGAAUUGUCUGCCCCCAGGAUGUGCGCAGGUCCUGCAUGAUAGGCACGGUGGUGACACUGUUCACCGUGCCCCUCGUGCUGAUCGGCUGCUAUCUUGGCAUUCGGAAGCUGUACCAGAGCAGACGGUCAGUUGUUGAUUUUUCUCCACAGCUUUCUUGUAACUCUGCUCAUAGCAUUGGUAGCCUGACUCGUAGUCAUGCUGCACUGGAGCUGUGGCCAGUCCGUGGUUGUCCAAAGAACUCUGCUGAGGGCUCUGCUGCUGCCCAGUGCUUUCAUUGGCCUCUUCAUUGCUGGGCCUUGUCCUGGGGGGCCCGCUGGGGCUGCAGCCAGUGCUGGCUCCCACUGAGGCUGCCAGGCCAAGAGCAGCCCCGGGGGCACAGGGCAGAGGCAGAGCAAGUUCUCAACAGUAUUUGGGCCACACAGCUCAGGACAGGACAGUGCUUAUUUAGUAGCUCAUGUAAAGUUUCAUGGUGACAGUGAUGUUACCAGACAAGCAAAUUUGCUCCAGUUCAGUGUUCAAACAAAUCCAACCUGAUGAAGGUUUGGCUUUGGCCUUGAGGCUUUGCUCUUUGUGUGAGCCCUGUUCUGGAUUGAUUCCCACUCAGUUUUGGAGCCUGUUUUGG
This is a messenger RNA of Vidua chalybeata, 1448 nucleotides long. RefSeq lists its product as uncharacterized. The transcript is spliced from 9 exons. Bases 40 to 1299 code for a protein of 419 amino acids. The record is from RefSeq and is a predicted model, not a curated record. NCBI's taxonomy places the organism in Eukaryota, Metazoa, Chordata, Aves, Passeriformes, Viduidae.